AUUUAAACUGCUGCCUGCCUGUGCAGCAGCUGAGGAACUGUGGAUUUCAUAUUAUAGACUAAAACCCCAGUAAAACUGCUCAAAAUCCUUCCUGCAGCUGCCAGGCAACAACGAAAGAGAGUUAAAUCCUAUUCUAUUCCAAUACAAUCGGAGCACUACAUUCUAGCUCCGGCUGCUUUACAUUGCAGCUCAGUGUUAUUACUAGAAAUAUGGAUACUGAGAAGAGAAUACAGCACUGCAUUGUCCGGCCAGGAAAACAGCAGAUGUAAAAAGCUUCAAUGCAUCAACUGUCGGCAAGAGUCAACAGUGCUCCGAAUAGACCGGACAACUACAGCUCUUUUGUUUAAAGAAAGAGAAAGAAAAUGAAAGAAAGGAAAAAUCUCAGAAGACUAGGACCCAUAUGAACAAGGAGGGUAACUCGAAGACAAGCAGACAGAUGGACACUUUGGAUACUGUGAAAAGCAAUCGCAGGAGGCAGACUAUUGGGGGAUGUGCGCAUGUUCGAUAGCAUCUUUUUUGCUGAAGUGAUGGCGUGCCAAAAGUAUUUUCAGUGGGCAUAAUCCUCUCCACAUAAAUGGCCUGACCAAGGAAGAAUGACUGCAUGGGAGACAACGUGACCGAAUUAAAAAAUGAUUACCAAAGAAAAGUAUUGAUUCAGGAGAAGGAAACAACAUUUUCAGCCUCCAGUAUCUCAUAUCCCAUUACUGGAUAUUUACAACAUGCUUCAGUGGAGGAGAAGACACUGCUGCUUUGCAAAGAUGAGCUGGAAUGCCAAGAGGUCUCUGUUCCGUACCCAUCUUAUUGGUGUACUUUCUCUAGUGUUUAUUUUUGCUAUGUUUUUGUUUUUCAAUCAUCAUGACUGGCUGCCAGGCAGAGCUGGAUUUAAAGAAAACCCUGUAACAUACACUUUCCGAGGAUUUCGUUCUACAAAAAGUGAGACAAACCACAGCUCCCUCCGGAACAUUUGGAAAGAAACAGUCCCUCAAACUCUGAGGCCUCAAACAGCAACUAACUCCAAUAACACAGACCUGUCGCCACAGGGAGUUACAGGGCUAGAGAAUACACUUAGUGCCAAUGGAAGUAUUUACAAUGAAAAAGGUAUCGGACAUCCGAAUUCAUACCAUUUCAAAUAUAUUAUCAAUGAACCUGAAAAAUGCCAAGAGAAGAGCCCUUUUUUAAUACUGCUAAUAGCUGCAGAACCUGGACAAAUAGAAGCUAGAAGAGCUAUUCGGCAAACUUGGGGCAAUGAAAGUCUAGCACCUGGUAUCCAAAUCACAAGAAUUUUUUUGCUGGGCGUAAGUAUUAAGUUAAAUGGCUACCUUCAACGUGCAAUACUGGAAGAAAGCAGACAAUAUCAUGAUAUAGUCCAACAGGAAUAUUUAGAUACAUACUACAAUUUGACAAUUAAAACACUAAUGGGCAUGAACUGGGUUGCAACGUACUGUCCACAUAUUCCGUAUGUUAUGAAAACUGACAGUGACAUGUUUGUCAACACUGAAUAUUUAAUACAUAAGUUACUGAAGCCAGACCUGCCUCCCAGACAUAACUACUUCACUGGUUACCUAAUGAGAGGAUACGCACCCAAUCGAAACAAAGAGAGCAAGUGGUACAUGCCACCAGACCUCUACCCAAGUGAACGCUACCCUGUCUUCUGUUCUGGGACUGGUUAUGUUUUUUCUGGAGAUCUGGCAGAGAAGAUCUUUAAAGUUUCUUUAAGUAUCCGUCGUUUGCACUUGGAAGAUGUAUAUGUAGGGAUCUGUCUUGCCAAGUUGAGAAUUGAUCCUGUGCCCCCUCCCAACGAGUUUGUGUUCAAUCACUGGCGAGUUUCUUAUUCAAGCUGUAAAUACAGCCACCUAAUUACCUCUCAUCAGUUCCAGCCUAGUGAACUGAUAAAAUACUGGAACCAUUUACAACAAAAUAAGCACAACGCUUGUGCCAACGCAGCAAAAGAAAAGGCAGGCAGGUAUCGCCAUCGUAAAUUACACUAGAAAAGACAAUUUUUUUUUUCAAAUGUGCAAUCUGUAAAAUAUUGCUAAAAGCAUGUAUAGUUAAAACUGAUUACAUCCAUAGGGCAAGUUUUAGUUAAAAUUCAUCACAUACAGAAAUUCAAAAAAUAUUUUUUUAAUUUCUGAAAGUAAUUCCUAAAAAUACCAUUAUAUAACAAAAAAGGUAUCCCAAAAGAAACUAUUAAAAAAAAAACUGUAUAAGGGGAUUCUGUGUAUUAACAUGCAAUAAAAAGCAUGCACACAUCAAUGGUUCAAGGCUUAUAUUAAGGGCCAGUAAGAUGUAUUUGCAUAUAUUUUCCACAUAAAUUUUAAUUUAAGAAAUGGAGACAGUCAAAAGACCCUUCUCAUUUUAGAUUGUUUUUCAUUUUAACAUAUAAUUAAAUGUAAAUAAAACAUUAUUGUCAAUCUUAAGGAAAAUCUGUAAUUGUGCAAAGGACAAAUUUUCUGACCUGACUAUUCUAGGGUUCUAAAACUAUAUUCCAUGCAAUAAGAUUUAGUUGAAUUACUCCAUAAACACAUUUAUAAAGUUCAGAUGUUUCAUCAAUGCAAUUCUCAUUUAAGUAUUUACCUUUUAAUAACAAUUGAGAUACUCAUUUUCUUUUAUUAAUACAUAUAUUGGGGGAAAAUUAU
Lynx canadensis (Canada lynx) is the source of this 2636-nucleotide messenger RNA. It is a transcript of the gene B3GALT2, whose product is annotated as beta-1,3-galactosyltransferase 2. The coding region runs from base 720 to 1988 and encodes 422 amino acids. The transcript has 2 exons. Lineage: Eukaryota; Metazoa; Chordata; Mammalia; Carnivora; Felidae. Gene Ontology annotation, molecular function: N-acetyl-beta-D-glucosaminide beta-(1,3)-galactosyltransferase activity. Gene Ontology annotation, cellular component: membrane. The record is from RefSeq and is a predicted model, not a curated record.